AUAAAUACAAAUGAUUCUUGAAUUAUAUCCUCUCUACUUGUUCAAAAAUUAUUUUGUUUCAAUUCCUCUCAAUAUUGACUUGAUGGAAGCUUAUACUGCUGUAAUUUCUCUUCUUCAAACUCUUGAUCAACCAAAUAUUUCAUUACUCUUUCAUGAUCACAGUACUGAAAUGCUCGAUUCUCUUGUGACAGGGAUGGCAAAUCUAGAGGAAUUUUACAAUCUUUGUUACUCUAGUUGUACAAAUGAAGUCUUUUCUAGCAUCCCCAAUUUAAAGAGAUUGACCAUUCACGCACCUUUUAGAGUAGGAUACAUUAUUCGAUGUCUUCUCUUGGAUAUGUCGAGCUUGACAAAACUUGAGGCAUUCAAGCUUUCCUGGAGAUAUAAUUAUGAAAAUCCCAUCAAAAGAUUUGUUUUUCCGGAAUCACUUAGAAGAUUGUCUUUAACUAGGUGUUCUAAGUUUAUUUGGGAAGAGAUAUCAUCAACUUUUAUCAUGUUGCCACAUCUUGAAGAGCUCAAACUUAAACAUUGUCUAGCCGAUGAUGAUGUAUGGAAAUUGAGUGACAAAGACAUAUUCAAAAGCUUGAAGUUGUUGUUACUGAGCGAUGUAAAUCUUAAGUGUUGGGAAGCUAGAAGUGAUAACUUCCCUAAUCUAAAACGCCUUGUUCUGAAGAAAUGCAAGCACCUGCAAGAAAUUCCAACAGAUUUUGGGGAAAUUUGUACUUUGGAAUUGAUUGAGUUACAUGAUUGCACCACUACUGCUGAGGCUUCUGUCAGAAAGAUCAAACAAGAACAAGACGACUUGGAUAAUAAUAUCCUUAAGGUCUACAUCCAUAACAGCUACACGGAUCAAAGAGAUCAUCUAAUGCUAUCUUCCGAAUUCAGAACCUUGUAGUUCAUAUUUUUGUUUUAAUAUUCUGAUCGUUUGUUAAUUUGAUGUUUUAGGAAUAAGUAUAUUUAAUACAUGUCUCGGCCAAUUGUAUUUUUGUAUUUUGUAAACAGUAACUAAUGAUGUACUCGUGUAACAUCUAUUUUGUUUUAUGUGAUAGUUCGAAAUAAAUAAGGAUGUUCAAUCUAUUAUGCAUUGCCUAUGGAGUACACUUUGAAUCUGUUUUCCUCUGUUCAUGUAUAAUACAUGUUUUUCGUUGA
Molecule: messenger RNA, 1146 nt
Organism: Solanum tuberosum (potato)
Lineage: Eukaryota; Viridiplantae; Streptophyta; Magnoliopsida; Solanales; Solanaceae
Product: putative late blight resistance protein homolog R1A-3
Exons: 2
Coding region: 11-892 (293 amino acids)
Source: RefSeq, a predicted model, not a curated record